Molecule: messenger RNA, 1683 nt
Organism: Tigriopus californicus
Lineage: Eukaryota; Metazoa; Arthropoda; Copepoda; Harpacticoida; Harpacticidae
Product: N-acetylgalactosamine kinase-like
Exons: 4
Coding region: 1-1380 (459 amino acids)
Biological process (GO): galactose metabolic process; carbohydrate phosphorylation
Cellular component (GO): cytoplasm; cytosol
Molecular function (GO): galactokinase activity; ATP binding
Source: RefSeq, a predicted model, not a curated record
AUGGAGUGCCCACCUGUGCAUCAAUAUCCGGAUCGGGUGCGAAUUGAUACCUUAAAGCACGCCCAUCAGACAAGAUAUGGGAGUGAGCCGGAAAUUGUGGUCCGUGUACCAGGUCGCGUCAAUUUAAUUGGCGAGCAUAUUGAUUAUUGCGGGUAUGGCGUACAUCCUAUGGCCAUUGAUCAGGAUAUCUUGGUGGCUGUGGCAAAGGUUCCGACCAGAGGCACGCUUCAACUGACUAAUUUGGAGUCCAAAUUUGCCGAUUUUGAAACGAAUCUGACCAAUUUGAAAGUCCAAGCUCAGGCGUCUUGGUGGAAUUACUUCCUUUGUGGCGUCAAGGGGGUCCUGGUCGAACUCGAGACGCCAGAUUCUGUCCUUCAAUUCGGAUUGAACUGUACGGUUCAUGGCCGGAUCCCUCAUUCGGCUGGUCUCUCUAGCUCGAGUGCCUUGGUAGUGGCAGCGGCUCUAUCGACAUUGUGGGCUUUGGAUCAUCAGAUGGCGAAGAAGGACUUGGCGGAUUUAUGUGCACGUUCAGAGCGAUUCAUUGGAACCCAAGGUGGAGGCAUGGAUCAAGCCACAGAGAUCCUGGCCAAACCUGGCACGGCUUUGCUCAUUGAGUUCAACCCGCUCAGGACGCAGGAUGUGACGCUACCCCAAGAGGCCAAUUUCGUGAUCGUCAAUAGUCUGGCCGACGUGAACAAGGCCGCAGGAUCUGACUUUAAUACUAGGGUCGUGGAAUGCCGAUUGGCCACCAAGGUUCUGGCCAAACUGAACAACUUAUCCGGUUGGCGCGAAAAGACGAAGUUGAUCGAGUUUCAGGAGGCGCUCAAUUUGAAUCUGGAGGAAGCCCUGGCCAAGUGUACGAGUCAGCUUCACCCUGAGCCUUAUUCCAAAGGUGAGCUGUGCCAGCUAUUGGAAAUGACCACGCCAGAGUUGGAAAGCCAAUGCUUGUCACCCAACACCUUGGACGUGGCCAACUUUGACCUUUUUCAUCGGUCCAAGCACGUUUUUUCGGAGGCCAAAAGAGUCUUUGAUUUCAAGUCGGCCUGUGAUAAUAGUCAGGACGACAAAGCAUUGACUGAAUUGGGGCGUCUUAUGGCCGAGAGUCAUCAAAGCUGUUCCCAGGAUUACGAGUGCUCUCAUCCAGCUUUGGACCAAUUGGUAUCGCUCUCGAAAACUGCCGGAGCUUUGGGAUCUCGAUUGACCGGAGCAGGGUGGGGCGGGUGUGUUGUGGCGUUGGUGCCCCUGGAAAAAUUGGAUGGCUAUAUGUCUUACAUCAAAGAGAAAUACUUUGCAAACUUGGCGGCAGCCCAUGGUAGAGACUUGAACGAGCUCAUUUUCACCACACAGCCCGGCGGAGGAGCUCUUACUUAUACCUGCUAAGUCUUCAUGAUAGUUUCAUUGACGGACAACAUUCCAGCCCAUUGGACACUUUCAUAGAAUGUAUUUGAAGCCGAACAUAAUAUUAAUAAUAACGCUUUCUUCAAGGCCACGGCUUAUUGACUCUUUUCCGCUUUCUUCUUCUUACUCUUCUUCUCAUCUUCCUCCUUCUCUUUUGCUUCGGCAUCCCGGGCUUUCUUGUCCACAUUCCAGUCUUUGAGACCUUCGGGCAAGGCUGUGUCUUCUUCAAAACUACCCGUGCCUUUCACAAAAUCUUCGUAAGUGUGUUUUUCGGCAAAGGGACGU